CCAGAAUGCCCGUCAUCAGAGAUGAUCACCGCGAGCACGCGUUGAAUGUUGUCUUUUGGGACUUGAACGACGAAGAAACUCGAGUAACCCAAUAUGUCGACAGACUGUCGCAGCUGAAAAGGCUGGCCGACCUGAUUGAGAGGGAGGAUGUCAAGCUCACCAUCAAGAGCAGUUCAACUCAGGAGCCUGAAACUCGGACGCCAACAGCACAUGAGCUCAGAGAAUUACUGCGCCUAUUCUUGCUGCCCAGCUCGAAUGGCUACGUAGGCGUGGACGUGUUUGCCGAGAGCCCAAUGAACACACUGCGCACGCCUCAGCGCGAAAAAUAUUUGAAGAAGCCGGCCACUAAAGGUGACACCAGCAGCAACGCUCGUAUGCCCAAAGAUAUCGGCGGGACCCUAUCAGAACCCAUCAACACUUCCAAUAAAGACAGCGAGAUGCAGAUUGAGGCCAGGUCAGCCCAGCCGGCUCGAUCGUCGAAAGCAGAGGGACAAUCGAAGCGUCGUCUGCUUGAGGUUGAUGACAGCAGCGAGGACGACGCUCCGGUAUCAAACAAACGAAGGAAGGGCGCCGCGACAAAAGGUAAGUCUUGCCUUGGGACCAGAUUGUUGUAGC
Molecule: messenger RNA, 615 nt
Organism: Sphaerulina musiva SO2202
Lineage: Eukaryota; Fungi; Ascomycota; Dothideomycetes; Mycosphaerellales; Mycosphaerellaceae
Exons: 1
Coding region: 6-614 (202 amino acids)
Source: RefSeq, a predicted model, not a curated record